AAGAUCGCUGCCGGCGAGACCAUCACCGUCCCCGUCAACGCCGCCAAGAGCUACAAGCUCGACGGCAUUGCCGACGCCAAGGUCACUGCCAUCCAGGGCUUCCACUACGCCGUUGGUGACAGCAUCCCCUCCGCCUUCAAGGACUUGGCUUCCUGCGCCGAUGUCACCUCCGGCGAGGUCGAGGUCACUGUCGACCAGACCACCGCUGCUGCGGACCACAUCUCCCGCAAGCGUGAGGAGCCCUUCAACUCCCGCAUCCAGAAGCGCGCCAUCACCUACUCGUCCUGCACCACCGCGCAGACGACCUCCCUGAAGACCUCCGUCACCGACGCCAUCUCCAUGGCCAAGGCCGCCUCCACCGCGGCGGGCACCUCGUCCUACUACUACACCACCUGGUUCAAGUCGACCUCGGUCGCCUCCAAGGUCCAGACCAUCUACAACGACGUCGCCGGCGUGCAGACCACCUCCCCUAAGAUCUCCUGCACGGACACCUACAGCGACUGCACCGACGGCAGCGCCCUCCUCUACACCGUCCCCUCGGACAACGUCAUCGUUCCCUGCCCCAACAACGGCUUCUGGGGCUUCCCCGAGCUCGCCUCCCAGUGCUCCGGAGACGACUACGACCGCGCCGGCAGCAUGCUGCACGAGAUGACCCAUCUCUACGGCACCACCGACUGGGCUUACGGCCCCACCGCCGCCCAGGCUCUGUCUGCCACCAAGGCUGCUGCCAACGCCGACACCUACGAGAUGUACGCCGAGAGCGUCCGCCUCGGUGGCUGCACCACCGGCUAA
This is a messenger RNA of Colletotrichum lupini, 792 nucleotides long. RefSeq names its product deuterolysin metalloprotease. The transcript has 2 exons. The record is from RefSeq and is a predicted model, not a curated record. Gene Ontology annotation, molecular function: metalloendopeptidase activity. NCBI's taxonomy places the organism in Eukaryota, Fungi, Ascomycota, Sordariomycetes, Glomerellales, Glomerellaceae. Gene Ontology annotation, biological process: proteolysis. The annotation marks the transcript as partial.